CCCCCGCCCGGGACCCCCCCCCCCGGAACCCCCCGGGCCUGUCAAGGGACCCCCCGUGGCCUUCUGGGCUCCGCCGGGACCUCCCCGGCCCUGGCAGGGACCCUCCGGGGCCUGUGGGCCAGUCAGGGACCCCCACUGGGACCCCCAGCGCCCCACCAGAGCCUGUCACGGAGCCUCCAGGUCCCCACCGGGACCCCCCGGGCCUGUCAGAGCCCCUUCUGGGCUCCACCGGGACCCCCCCGGGCCUAGUAGGGACCCUCCGGUGCUCUCCGCGCAUCCCCAGGGCCUCUAGGCUUGUCAGGGACCCCUGCUGGGACCCCCAGCGCUCCACCAGAGCCUGUCACGGAGCCUCCAGGGCCCCACCGGGCCCCCCCAGGGCCUGUCAGGGACUCCCACCGGCCUGCCAGGGACCCCCUGGGCCCCCCUGCACCCCACCGGGCCUGUCUGGGACUCCCUGUGGGCCCUGGGAGGGGGUUUGCCCCUUCCCCAGGCAAGGGACCGCUGCAGAAAGAACCGGGAAGGCUUUAAGCAACAUUUAACUGGGCCCCCUGACAGCCAUCACUCUACUCCCUUACAGGCUCGGGGAUGGCGUGACCCUGGCUGGGCACCGAGGGGCUUCGGGAGCCCCCCAGGACCCUCCGCCGGCCCCGGCGAGGUGCCGUGUUCCUAAUUGGCGCGUAGGAAGCGAUAGCAUCACCCUCCUCCCAGCGGGGACGAGGUAAUUAACUCCUGAGCCGUUUAGUAUAUCGGUAAUAAAAAGAAGCGUCUGCAGUAAAGAAAUCUCCCUUCCCUCCAGCUCUUUGUGCCGUUGGAGCAGCGACAGGAUUUAUUUUAGGGCCCAAGCUGACCACGCAGCAGCCUGGGGGUCCCCGCUGCUGACGCACGGCCAGUUCGCACCCGGCGCAGGGGCUUCGUGGCAGAGCUGAGGCAGAGAAAAAGCUGCUGGGCUGAGGGAAGGGAAUCCCGGCCCUGGAGAUGGAGCCCCCUGCCGCUACCUUCAUCCGAGGGGUGGGGGACGAGGUGACGGUGGUAGCCGGCAUUGUGGUGCUGGUCUUGGCUCUGGUCCUGGCAUGGCUGUCCACCUACGUCGCUGACAGCAGCAACCAGCUUUUGGGAACGAUCGUCGCGGCGGGGGACGCAGCCGUCAUCCGGCUUGGCCAUGUGGAGCGGUACGUGGGGACAGCGGGGGUGGACGAAGCCCCGGAGCCCCCCAGUGUCCCCGAAAACGCAGAGGAGAAAACAGAAGAGGAAGGGGGGGCGGCGUCAGGGCCGGCGGCAGAGCAGGGGGACAGUGGCAGCCCCCCCGACCCUGGCCUGGAGCGGCUGCUGGACAUCCAGAGCUUGCCCAAACGGACCUCGGCUGCUGAGCCCAGCGCCCCGGGCAGCCAGGGGGGGCCACCCAGCCCCGGGGACGACGACGUGUGCUCCGGCCUCAUCAAGAUCCGCCUCAAAUUCCUCAAUGACACAGAGGAGGUGGCUGUGGUCCGGCCCGAGGACACCGUGGGGCGGCUCAAGAGCAAGUAUUUCCCGGGCCAGGAGAACCAGAUGAAGUUCAUCUAUCGCGGGCAGCUGCUGCAAGACCAGGGCCGGACGCUGCGCUCGCUCCACAUCACCGACAACUGCGUCAUCCACUGCCACCGCUCCCGCAGCGCCACCACCGCUGCCACCGUCCUGCCCGACCCCGCCACCGCCGCUCCUGCCGCCGGCGGCCUCCCCCUGGGCGCAGGGAACCUGCUGGUCCCCACCGUUAUGGUGGUGCUGGGCGUCGUCUGGUAUUUCCACAUCAACUACCGGCAGCUCUUCACCGCCCCGGCCACCGUCUCCUUGAUCGGUGUCACCGUCCUCUUCAGCUUCCUGGCAUUCGGGAUGUACGGACAGUAGGGACUCGACCGGCAGGUGGCACGGCCACUAUCCUGCCCCGGUUGGUAGCACAGUGCUUGGGCAGGCGCCGCUUUCUUCACCACGGCGUUACAGUGACUGGAGCCGGCACGAUGGGAGCUUGAAGGCACGUCCUUCCCCGUCUUGGUGCUGGACUUUGUUCCCCCCCAGAAGGGGCUGUGUCCCCCCUGCCCGAGACACAGCGCUGGGCUGGAGCCGUCUCUGGGGCAGGAUCUUGGCCUGGGUACGGCACAGCGGGUACGAGCCCAGCACCGGAACGGGCUGUGGCUUCCUCCCAGAGACAUUUUAAAGCAAAUAAAAAAGGUGUAAUGUCA
Messenger RNA from Chroicocephalus ridibundus (black-headed gull), 2213 nucleotides. RefSeq names its product transmembrane and ubiquitin like domain containing 2 (gene TMUB2). The transcript is spliced from 4 exons. NCBI's taxonomy places the organism in Eukaryota, Metazoa, Chordata, Aves, Charadriiformes, Laridae. Gene Ontology annotation, molecular function: protein binding. Bases 976 to 1881 code for a protein of 301 amino acids. The record is from RefSeq and is a predicted model, not a curated record.